This is a messenger RNA of Diatraea saccharalis (sugarcane borer), 1767 nucleotides long. NCBI's taxonomy places the organism in Eukaryota, Metazoa, Arthropoda, Insecta, Lepidoptera, Crambidae. The record is from the annotation of a GenBank genome assembly.
AUGUUUAUCAAGAUUUUCAAAGUUACACGUAAUUUUUUCUCUAUUGCAAUUAAUUUAUCGAAGUCAAAGAAGAUGAAUAUUAAUAAGUGUUAUUUCAGAUAUAUAGAGAAUGAAAAUAAAAUAGACAUAACAUUUUUAUUUAAAGUGAAAGAAACAACAAGACAAUUUAAUCUGAGUCGGAAACCCACAGAAACAUUAGAAACUUUGUUUACUCGUAUGGGUGCUAAUGUUCAAAAAGCUCUUAAGAAGGCAACUAAGAAAAAAUCUCCGUGUGAUUGCACAGAAAUAAAUGUUAACUUGUAUGAUACAGAUAAGGAUUCACUUAAUGAACAGUCUACUUGUUUAGACUUAUUUUCAGCUAAAGGCCCUGUAAAAAUAAAAAUCUAUGAUAGCAUAUAUGAAGCUGUAUUUAAUGCACCCUGGGUAGUUAGUAUUAAUUUGCCGCUUUGUAUUUUGGAAGGAUUUCCAGUAUAUCCUGAAAAUUUUGUUAUUCAGUAUGCUGAUAGAAAAUUAUGCAGUUUUAACUGGUACAAAGGUUUGACUAAAAAUGAAAAAGGUAAUGAUAUUAGUGAAUUUCAUGUACAAUGGGAAUUAGUGGGAGGAAACUUUAUUUAUAACCCAAAAACUGAAGAUAUAGGAAUGAAACUUAAAUUAGUAUGUAUACCAGGUAAUGAAAAUAGCAGUGGCCCUCCUGUUGAAGUUAUAUCUAAAAAUUUUGUUGAAGCUGGUCCAGGAAAGUGCCCUUUUGAGACAAGGCACAUGUUCACUAAAACUAAAUUAAAAGGCCAAAGUUUCCGUUGUAUAACUUAUAACAUAUUGGCAGACUUAUAUUGUGAUUCCGAUCACACAAGAACAUCAUUGUUUCCAUACUGCCCUGUUUAUGCAUUACACAUUGAUUAUAGGAAACUUCUUAUUUUCAAAGAAUUGCAGGGGUACAAUGCUGAUAUAAUCUGUCUUCAAGAAGUGGAUGCUAAAAUAUUUAACCAUCAUUUAGAACCUUUGUUACAAAAUGAAGGUUUAAAUGGUUUAUUCUACAAGAAGGCUAAAGAAGUAGCUGAAGGCUUAGCAUUAUUUUACAGACAUGACAGAUUUGAGGUUAUAGGAGAUGAAAAAAUACGAUUAUCAGAAGCGUUAAAGGAGAUAUCUUGCCUGCAAUCAAUAUGGGACGGAAUCAAAGAUAAUGGGCCGUUAUUAGAAAGACUUUUAGAUAGAUCUACAGUUGCUAGUGCAACGUAUUUGCAGUCAAUAGAUGAUCCAAAUUAUUUAAUUAUUGUGGGUAAUACUCACUUAUAUUUUCAUCCUGAUUCAGAUCAUAUUAGACUCAUUCAAGGAGGAGUUUUCAUUUAUUGGUUGAAUGACAUUCGCCGAAAACUAUCGGAAAAGUUACCAGGUAAAAUAAUAUCUAUGAUAUUAUGCGGAGAUUUCAAUAGUGUCCCUUCUUGUGGUAUAUACCAGUUGUAUACAACCGGCUUUUCUGGCAGCACACUACCAGACUGGAAAUCAAAUGCAGAACAAGCUGUUAUUGGUUUAAAUUUGCAACAAGAAACCAUAUUAGAAAGCGCUUGCGGAACUCCGCAAUAUACAAAUUUUACGGCCGGCUUUGCUGAUUGUCUUGAUUAUAUAUUUUAUGAUAAAUCUACUCUUCAAGUCGAACAGGUGGUACCCUUACCAAGUGUGGAAGAGCUUCAAGCGAAUACUGCAUUGCCGAGUAUAGUUUUUCCGUCGGAUCAUGUCGCCUUGGUAGCAGAUUUAAAAAUGAAUAAGUGA